AGGAGUUGCGCGUGCGCUUUAGUGGGAGAGAAGCUUAAAAUGGCGCUGGGCAGGCAAGUGUAUAACUUGCUUUUCCGCCGCACUUCCACCUUUGCGCUCACGAUCGUAGUGGGCGUUGUGUUCUUCGAGCGGGUUUUCGACCAGGGUGCAGAUGCUCUUUAUGAACACAUGAACAAAGGGAAGCUGUGGAAGCACAUCAAGCAUAAGUAUGAGACUGGUGAAGAAUAAAGGAUGGAGAUGCUGGACUCCUGUGGGACCUUCUGUGAUCACUUCAGUACAAACCCAUCUUCCUGAUCGCUGACUGUUUAGAAGGCGCGCGUCCAUCCAUGUGUGUCUGUCUGAGACAGAGGGCAUCUCUCUUGAGUGACAAAACUACCUGGACUUGGGCUUGUUGUGCUGAAAUGUAGCCUAAUAAAAUACAUUCUCAGAUGUGUACAUCUUG
This is a messenger RNA of Gekko japonicus, 442 nucleotides long. RefSeq names its product cytochrome b-c1 complex subunit 9. The record is from RefSeq and is a predicted model, not a curated record. The transcript has 2 exons. Bases 40 to 228 code for a protein of 62 amino acids. Gene Ontology annotation, biological process: mitochondrial electron transport, ubiquinol to cytochrome c. Lineage: Eukaryota; Metazoa; Chordata; Lepidosauria; Squamata; Gekkonidae.